AUGAAUAAUUUACUUUCAAAUAAAUAAUAUGGGAAUGGGUUCUCUCUACUAAGAAAAGUAGAUAUGUUUGGAGUACCUAUAUAAAUAAACUUUAAUUAUGAAAAUAAACAUACUACAAAGUUUGGAGGCAUUAUGUCCCUUGCAAUUGUUGCUCUGCUUUUAACAUUAUUAAUAAAUUUACUAAUUUCGAUUAUUAAUAAAAGUAAUCCUCAGGUAUUGUAAGAACAGUUAAUCGUAGAAAAUCCUUCUAGGUACGAUUUAAAUAAUUAAAAUUUUAAUUUUGCUAUCACUUUAUUGGAUGAAAAUUACUCUCCAUUUAUUGAUGAAAGCUAUUAUACAAUAACUGCUAAUUUUUUGUAUAAGUAAAACCAAACAUUAGCAAAUGGGACAAUUAUAUAGCAGUUUUAAAGUAAAAAUAUAGAUCUAGUUAGUUGUAAUCCAUCUUCUUUCUAAGUUUAAGGAACUUCUUAAUUCUUUAUGAGCUAAGACUAUAACAAUCUGUAUUGUAUCAAAGAUAUAAAUUAGCUGUACAUAGUGGGAUAAUUUGAUCAGCCAGAUUUUUCAGUUAUCUAAUAUUUUGUAUCCUAAUGCAGUGGUGUUAAUUGCCAAAACUAAACUGAAAUUCAAAGAAAGUUAUCUGUGAGUCAACUAUAGAUUUAUUAUUCGAACUAUGCAGUAAGGCUUUCGAAUUUAAGCGAACCAUUUUAGCCACUAGGAUAAAGCUUAUUUUGGUAAACUAGCUUAAAGAGUGCAUAAGUUAUUGAUAUAACUUAUAUGAAUACUUAUGUUACUGACGAUCUAGGUCUUAUAUCUAACAACUAUGUAACUCAGUCUAAAUUAUUGUAUUCAAAUAAUAGAGUUACAUUUAGUUCUAGUGCUACCUCUUAUUUUUAUUAAUUAAGUAUUUUCAUGGAAAAAAACAAAGAAAUGCAAUAUAGGCGUUCUUAUAUGAAACUAACAUAAGCUAUUUCUCAGGUAGGUGGUAUUUAUAAUGUCUUGUUUUUAAUAGGAUGCUUGAUAGCUUAGCCAUAUUCUUAUCUUGAAUUACAAAGAAAAAUUGUUAACUCAACCUUUUCAUUUUCUUCAUAAUACUUAAAUCAAGACAAUAAAUAAAAAAAGAAAGACUCAAAAAAUAAGAAGGAUAAAGGAAAGCAGUAAAAAGGUACAGAUAAAUAAAAAGUAAAUGGUACCCAAAAAGAAUAAGAAGGUUAAGAAAGCAAUAGAACUACAAAUAAUAAUUAGCAAAAUAAUUUAAAUGAAACUUUUUAAAAUAAAGACUAUAUUAUAGAAGAUAAUCAAUAAAGAAAUAGUAAUACUGAGAGACCAGUUUUAGACAAAUCUAAAAAUUCGGACUAAAUGAGUCGCUUAGAGGUAUAAAAGAGUAAUAUAAUCAGUACUGCUUACACAGAAUUUAAAGUUCGUAGCGUAGAAUAUUUUAAAUACUAUCUUUAGUGCUUUAAAUGUUUUAAAAGUGACAUCUAAUUGAUACUCAGUUUUGGGACUAAAAAGAUUUAUGAAUUUACAGAUAUUUGUUAUAUUGUUAAUAAGUUAAUUGAAGUAGAGAAGAUAAAACAUCUAAUUCUGAAUGAUCAGUAACUCAAAUUAUUUGAAUAUGUACCAAAGCCUAAAAUAACUAAAUCUAUUAUUGAUGGCUACAGGUAAGCAAAAUAAAAUGAGAGAUUAUUAUAUAAGGCUAUAAAGUCAAAGCAAACAGUCUAAUUAGAUUAAUUAGACAGUAAAUUAAGAAGGGAUUCAGCAAAUUAGUAACUUAACAUUUUGACAAUUAUGAAUAGGAGCUAAUUAGAUAAAGCUCGUGAAGCACAACGUGCAUAUAAUUACAUUUAUAAAAAUUAAAAAAAGCUAUCCAAGAUAGAUAAAAAGCUGCUUUUAUUGUUAGAUGAACAACACAUACCUCUCUUUGACUCAAAUUCUUUUGACAGCUCUAUGAUUGGGAAAUACAAUAAUAAUAUAUUACAACAAAAUAAUUAAUAAUCUGAAUCAUUAGGUUCACCUUAAUAGACAAAUAAAAAUUUUAUUCCUGAUUACACUUUGGAUCAAUCAUAAAUACUAAAAAAGAGUGUUUACUAUGUAGAAUAAAAGUCUAAAAAUUAAGAAAUUAUGGAUGAAAUUCAAAAAGAAGAACAAGAAUAAUAAACUUAAAAUCAUAACAAAAUUACAGAUAAAACAACUAACGCAGCUAUUCCUAUAGAAGAUAUUAGUAUGAGCUGUCAUUCACAUAUAAAUAAUGAUCCUUACCAAAUGUCUGUAAUUGGUGCAUCUCCAGCUCUAUAAAUUAAUGACGAUGAUAUUCCAUUUCACUUUAGAAACAUAUCCUCAAAUGAUAUUUGCCAGCAAAACUAAAACGAAUGA
Messenger RNA from Tetrahymena thermophila SB210, 2370 nucleotides. RefSeq names its product transmembrane protein, putative. NCBI's taxonomy places the organism in Eukaryota, Ciliophora, Oligohymenophorea, Hymenostomatida, Tetrahymenidae. Gene Ontology annotation, cellular component: nucleus. Gene Ontology annotation, biological process: reciprocal meiotic recombination. The transcript has a single exon. Gene Ontology annotation, molecular function: double-stranded DNA binding. The record is from RefSeq and is a predicted model, not a curated record.